GCUGCAGGUGCGGAGCCGCCGCCGGCCGCACCGUCACCGUGAACAGCGUGCGUGCGCGCUCCCGCUGACAAAGUGACAAAGAUGGCGGCCGCCGCCGGAUCAGGCGUUAAAGUUCCCCGCAGCUUCCGGCUGCUGGAGGAACUGGAGGAAGGUCAGAAGGGCGUUGGCGAUGGUACGGUGAGCUGGGGUCUGGAGGAUGACGACGACAUGACGCUAACCCGCUGGAACGGCAUGAUCCUCGGCCCGCCCAGGACAAUCUAUGAAAACAGAAUAUACAGUCUGAAGGUAGAAUGUGGCCCCAAAUACCCGGAGACCCCCCCUUUUGUCCGCUUUGUGACCAAGAUCAAUCUGAAUGGUGUGCACAACUCAAAUGGUGUGGUGGAUACGAGGGCGGUGGGAGCGCUGGCCAAGUGGCAGAACUCAUACAGCAUCCGAAUGGUGCUGCAGGAGCUCAGACGGCUCAUGAUGUGCAAAGAGAACAUGAAGCUCCCGCAGCCGCCCGAGGGCCAGGUGUACAGCAACUGAGGCUCCUGCUGCUGCUGCUCCUCCCUGCCAUGAACACACGUACACAUGCACACACACACACACACACACACACACACACACAGACACACAUACAGACAUACACGGCAAUGCACCUGAUCAUAAAUACCUACGCUGACUUUACCAGCUUGAAACCACACACAGUCCACAACAGCAAAGCGCUCCUCAUAUUACCCAAGACUCUUUGCCCUCAGCCCCGCCUCCGUCUCAGACCACGCCCACUUCCCCCGUGUCCCUCGGGAGCUUCCCAUUGGACAGAGAGAAGGAUGCACAGGUGAACUCAGCCUCGCCAUUCGCCACCCGAUCGUUCCUGAACGUGCAGACCAGACAUAACGACGACAAAGAAAAAAAUACUGUACAUCUUACUAAUCUUAUUUUUUAUUAUCUUUGUGUUCUACAUCCGGAUUGUAAAAUAACAUAAAUGAUCUUAUUGAGUGUAUCUGUCGUAUGUGUGUGUGUGUGUGUGUGUGCGCGCGCGUGCGUGUGUGUGUACUGGAUUCUUGGAGGGUCGGAGGGACAGUUACUUCUUACUGUAUGUGUAACAUAUUGAGGGAUUUGAGACGACUCGCCGCUCGGCAAAGGAAAUAGAACUGUAAUCCCCCGCUGAAAUAUGGAUGUUAAAUGUGCAGAACAUUCUGCUUUCGCUUUUUCAACAAGAAACCUCAUCACCUUGCAGAACGCUGACAUGGAUCCCCUUUGGCAAAAAAAAAAAAAAAGAAAAGAAAAAAAGAAAAAAAACAACAGUAUCUCCCCAGCAUCGCUUUGCUUUGUUUCCCAGGCUGCGUCAGUCUCAAAUCGAGUAUCCAGUUUCUGCAAUCCCAAUGAUGUGAAUCUGCUGGGCUUUUUUUUUUUUUUUUUUUUUAAGUCUUUUUUCCUUUUUUUUUUCACAUGAGCGCAUGUACGGUACAUGGGAAUAAACUGCUACUAGACAUUCAGCGGCUUAUGUAUCAACAGGGCAACCCUGGCUCAUCACUCAUGUUCUCAGACUUGUCCUCUGUGUGCCAUAUGGUUCAUAGCGCUUUGUGAUGGUGAUUGAUCAUUAGAAGCCAGUGGGGGUACAGGUCCUACUCAUGCUUUUCUCUUCAAACAACGUGGAAUUUGAAACACUCAUUUUGUGCGCUUGGCACCUUUUCAGGAUCACCACUGUACUGUGGCCUAUGUGGAGAGGGGGAGAGCUGUGUUUUUCUUUCUUUUCUUUUGGUUUUCAUUUUUUUUUUUUCUCUUUGUUGUUGUUUUUAUUCUUUUGGUUCUCGUUUUGGUUUGUGUUAUCCCAGGGCUGACCUGUUCAUACUCCAUGGAGUCAUCUGUGAGACAGUGAACGCCCACUGAAUGCAAUGUAUGGCUUUAGAUGUUUAUUUUAUAUCGGGUGUGAAUCUAGUCAGGGUGACGGUGACCUGUUGCAUGGUUUUAUUUGAAUUAAACGUCAUUACUUUUGCA
Molecule: messenger RNA, 1980 nt
Organism: Myripristis murdjan (pinecone soldierfish)
Lineage: Eukaryota; Metazoa; Chordata; Actinopteri; Holocentriformes; Holocentridae
Gene: ube2v1
Product: ubiquitin-conjugating enzyme E2 variant 1
Exons: 4
Coding region: 82-525 (147 amino acids)
Source: RefSeq, a predicted model, not a curated record